AUGCACUCAUAUCUCAAGACGAUGAAUCACCAUGUUCUUCCACCACAUCACCAUGAUAGUCUCGUUCGUAUGGAAGCAUUUCUCGACAUCAUGACCAAUAUGAUUGAAAUAAUGUGGCGACGAGUUUGCCAACAGGGCCUAUCAACGAUACGCCACUUUGUGCGCGAAAUUUUGAAACGAUCCCAAACAACGUAUACGACAGCACAAAUUGCUAUUGCUUACCUGUUUCAGAUGAUAAAGCAGUAUAAUCAGCAGCGAUCCACAUUUCAACGUCAUGGUAUACAUUGCUGUGGACGCCGUAUGUUUUUGGCUAGUUUGAUUGUUGCUUCCAAAUUCCUGCAUGAUAAAACGUAUCGCAACUCGGCCUGGGCUAGCAUGGCACAACUACCUGUGCAGGAGGUCAACUUGGCCGAACGUGUGUUUCUGCAAAUGUGUCAAUACCGGCUUUACGUGUCACCCGAGGCCUACGAUCAGCUGCAUCGACAAUUUGCGUAUCAACUCACCCAACUUCUCGGUGGUCAUCAUCAUCUUCAUCCCCAUUUGCUUAUCAUAUCAACCAACAACAAGCAGCCUAAUCCUACUAUUCCUGCUGCUACUAAUACUACUACUACUCCAUCCCAUUAUUACUCUUUUAUUUACAAUCCCAAAUGUAAAAAGAACACCGCCGCUGCAGGAGCAUCUAUCGCCAAUGCAACUAUCGGAGGAGACAUGUUGGCGUAUCAACAUCAACAAACGCAUGAUGUUGGUGGCGCAUUUGCAUCUCAUCCGCGUGACAAACGAUAUCGCGACCAUGAUGAUUCCCCCUCCUCCUCCUCCUCCUCUGCUUUUCGCCCACCCACAUCCAAACGUUGUAAAUCAUCACAUCCCCAUCAACAUUCAUAUCAAAGGCUUUUAGGUCAUAUAUGA
Molecule: messenger RNA, 906 nt
Organism: Lichtheimia ornata
Lineage: Eukaryota; Fungi; Mucoromycota; Mucoromycetes; Mucorales; Lichtheimiaceae
Exons: 2
Coding region: 1-906 (301 amino acids)
Biological process (GO): regulation of cyclin-dependent protein serine/threonine kinase activity
Cellular component (GO): nucleus; cyclin-dependent protein kinase holoenzyme complex
Molecular function (GO): protein kinase binding; cyclin-dependent protein serine/threonine kinase regulator activity
Source: RefSeq, a predicted model, not a curated record